Molecule: messenger RNA, 441 nt
Organism: Penicillium waksmanii
Lineage: Eukaryota; Fungi; Ascomycota; Eurotiomycetes; Eurotiales; Aspergillaceae
Exons: 1
Coding region: 1-441 (146 amino acids)
Biological process (GO): endosomal transport
Cellular component (GO): BLOC-1 complex
Source: RefSeq, a predicted model, not a curated record
AUGGCAGACCCCACCCACCCGCAAACCACAACAACCAUGACCAACCCCGCAACCCAAGACCUCGAAACCACUGGCACCGACCACCAAAAAAAAGAAGCCCUAGCCGCCUUCACCGCAACACUCCACUCAGUCGGCACAAACCUAGAAGCCCCCCUCCUUGACCGCGCAACAACAAUAACCUCCAACGCCGCGGCCCUACAGCGGCAGGAAAACGAGUUAGCGGAGACGACAGCGCGGCUGGCGAGGCAGAAUGCGCAAUGGGCCGGAUUGGCGGAUGAGACGCGUGAUGGGUUGAAGGAGAUUGGGGAUGUGCAGAAUUGGGCGGAGAUGAUUGAGAGGGAUCUUUUGGUUUUGGAAGAUAUGAUGGAUGAUGUUGAGGGGGGUGGAGGGGAGUUAGAGGGGGGGCUGGGGAAGUGGUUCGGACUCGGGGAUGGACGUUGA